CACCCCAUGCCCACCCCGGGGGGGUCAUGCCCGCUGUCCCUGGGGGUCCAUAACACCCCGUGCCCACCCCGGGGGGGGGUCGGUGUGCGCGUUGCCCCCCAGGCUGCGGUACCUGGUGAAGCAGCUCGACUCGGGCGAGGUGAACGUGGAGGAGCUCAAGCGCAAUUUGGAAUACGCGGCCUCGCUGCUCGAGGCCGUUUACAUCGACGAGACCAGGCAGGUGCUGGACACGGAGGACGAGCUGCGGGAGAUGGGGUCGGACGCGGCGGUGCCGUCGGAGGUGCGGGACUGGCUGGCGGCCACGUUCACGCAGCAGGCGAGGGCCAAGGGCCGCCGGGCCGAGGAGAAACCCAAGUUCCGCAGCAUCGUGCACGCCGUCCAGGCGGGAAUAUUCGUGGAGAGGAUGUUCCGGCGGACGUACACGGCCGUGGCACCCACCUACUCCACCUCCGUCCUCAACUGCCUGAAGGUACCGGGGGGGCACCCCAAUAUCCCCGGGGGGGCUGCUGGGCAUCCCUGGACAUCACUGAGUAUCCCUGGCCAUUCCUGGGCCUCCCAGGAAUUACUGGGCAGCCCUGGGCAUCUGUGGCAUUCCUGGGUUUCUCUGGGCAUCCCUGGACAUGACCGGGCAUCUCAGGGA
Messenger RNA from Neopelma chrysocephalum (saffron-crested tyrant-manakin), 640 nucleotides. RefSeq names its product calcium/calmodulin-dependent 3',5'-cyclic nucleotide phosphodiesterase 1B-like. The record is from RefSeq and is a predicted model, not a curated record. The transcript is spliced from 3 exons. Lineage: Eukaryota; Metazoa; Chordata; Aves; Passeriformes; Pipridae. The annotation marks the transcript as partial.